UGGCAUGGUCCACUGAGCAUGCCAUGUCAUCAAGUCCGGAAUUCCCCCGGAUAGUUUCCUUGCGCCCUUCCCCUCACGCCUCACCCAGCCUCCAAAGCCUUCGCUCAAUGACUCUCGCUGCUGCCUUCAAUGCCUUCAAGUCCUCCAAUCUCAUCUCCUGGAAACACUCUGGCAGGCUUCAGCAAACCUUAGCUGGAUGCAUAGAGCGGACCGGGAAGGCUCUGCACUCCGGCGAGGUUUCCACUGUGAAACUAUGGCCUGAGCUCGCCGGCCAAGGGAGGUAUUUCGAUUUCCGUUCCAAUUUGAUUCCUGCGUCCGUCGAUUUUGCCGAAGAAUCGCCUCUCUGUACCACUCUCUGCAAGAAUGGGUUCAGAAUUCGAACCGUUGAGCACUUGCUCUCGGCAUUGGAGGCCGUUGGUGUUGAUAAUUGCAGGAUUGAAAUACGGAAUUUAAAUCCUGAAGAUCACGACGUCGAGGUUCCGAUCUUUGAUGGCUCUGCAAAAGAAUGGGUAAAGGCGAUAGAACAAGUUGGGUUAAAGGUGGCCAAAGAUCAGUCUGGCAACAAUUGUGAAAAAAUGGCUCCUUAUGUGAAUGAACCAAUGCAUGUGUGGAGGAGUGAUUCUUUUGUUGCUGCGUUCCCUUCACAAAAGGUUCAAAUAACUUAUGGAAUUGACUUUCCACAGGUACAUGCUAUUGGCUGCCAGUGGUUUUCUGCAGUCUCCUUGGACAAUUCUUUGUAUUCUGAACAGAUAGCUUCAUCAAGAACCUUCUGCGUUUAUGAGGAGGUGGAGAAAAUGCGCAAUGCUGGACUCAUAAAGGGUGGCUCACCAGAAAAUGCCAUUAUUUGUAGUGCCAGCAAAGGUUGGGUGAACCCCCCACUGCGUUUUGCUGACGAACCUUGUCGCCAUAAGGUCUUGGAUCUUAUUGGUGACCUUUCCCUUUUUGCACAGUUUGGCAGUCAAGGGCUUCCAGUAGCGCACAUAGUGGCCUACAAGG
Molecule: messenger RNA, 996 nt
Organism: Corylus avellana
Lineage: Eukaryota; Viridiplantae; Streptophyta; Magnoliopsida; Fagales; Betulaceae
Source: RefSeq, a predicted model, not a curated record